Dreissena polymorpha is the source of this 9206-nucleotide messenger RNA. RefSeq lists its product as uncharacterized. Gene Ontology annotation, biological process: signal transduction. The record is from RefSeq and is a predicted model, not a curated record. NCBI's taxonomy places the organism in Eukaryota, Metazoa, Mollusca, Bivalvia, Myida, Dreissenidae. Gene Ontology annotation, molecular function: actin monomer binding. Bases 1263 to 4871 code for a protein of 1202 amino acids. The transcript has 12 exons.
UGUGUAAUUGAAAGCAUGACUUCGAAAUAGAUUAGGUCAAGUGCCAUGUCUGAAUCUAUUGACAGUAGAUUUUCCUGUCCAUUUAUAAUUCAAUAGUUUUAAACUGUAGUGGGUGUGCAACUUGUGAUAAUCUAUCGAAAGGGUCUUCAGUGUUUAAAAUGGCAGUGUGUUGUGAGAACAUAUUUAAGAAUAAGAAGUGUCAUUUCGUUACAGGUAUUAGAGCAGUGUAAAUUCUAUAAGCUAGCCAAAACAGACAGUAGUACUAUAGUAUUGGGUAACCUGAAAUAAUACCAUUGUUUGAAUAAGUGUACAAACAAAUCUAUGAUUUGAUUAACAUGAAAUGGAAUUGCUAUCAAUGUUUGGAUUAUAAACAGGUGGUUUAAAGAUCUGGAAAGGAAUUUCACAGUUUGUAAACUCCAUUAUUGUCAACUGUCGAGCCAACUGUAGAUAAGAGGAAGGAAAGGAGAUAACUAUUUGUAGUAGUUCUUACAGUAUGUGUGUUUUUGUGAGCCUAAAAAGCAUGUUAAGUGGGGUUUAUUUUAAGGGCACGUGCAUUUUUUGUGAUUUUGUGCGUACAAAGCAUGUAAAGUGGUGAACUUGAUGUUGUUUUUUUGAGAGCAUGAUUUGUGCAUCCUUAGAGAUGUGAAAACACUUGAGAGUGUCGGAAAUAACAGUGUGUUCAAAUGAUAAAUGAAUGCUCAGAUUAACACUGCUUUGAUAGACAUGUUUUCAUAUAAAGGUAUUGUUUCAAGUGAUUUAGAGUUGACUUCACCUGAUUUAUGGAGAAUAAGGUAUUUUAUUAAAGAAUAUGUUUGAAUGGUUAUAUGUUUAAUGAAAUAUUAUGUCACCUGAUACGAAGAGUGAAAUAACUAAACUUUGUAUGCAAAGAUAUUUCGGAAUCUGAACCUGCAAUACCCGAAAGAUGACACUUUGGAUUGAACUAAGAUGAGACAUCAUUAUAUAUUCAUACAGUGUAUAAAAUUAUGUGACUAUGAGAAGAUAAUUUGAAAUUGAUAUAUUUGAUGGUGUGAUCUUCAUGUUUAAGGAAACUAUUGCUAGUGAGAUAUUUAUUGUUAAGGAAAAAAUUGGCGUGUAAAUUAAAUAAAAUACGAAGAAUAGACUUGACUGACAAUGAAGCUCUUUUAUUCCUGGUAUUUAUUGAAAGUGAUCUGAAUAACUAUAUGAUGUUUGUAAUGAUUUUCUAAUUGGAUGUGAUCGACACAAUGGAUUGAUUUUAUUGAUUGGACGGAAAUUCAGACAGUAUGGAUUGUUGUACAUGGAUGACCUACAGAUUCACCGUAAAUCUGCCAGGCAAUCAGAAGGAGGUGGUGCGCAUCAGCCCAAAAGAGACGCUCGCUGAAGUCCGGGCAGUCGUGUGCCAGAAGAAGAAUUUCGAUCCCAACAACUACGUUUUCUUGCUGCCUAGCAACCCAUCUCAGCCUCUUGAAGACUCCACCUGCAUUGGCGAUCUGAAGACCAACGAAAUACGCUUUGAGUCAAAAGCUGUCGUCAGUGCCGCCAUAGCCAGAUCAAUGCCUGACUUAGCGUUCGCAGCAGCUCGCGCAGGCAGCGGAGCUGGAGAAUCUAGGUCAAAGGUCGAGGCGGAAAAGAAGGCCAAAAAAGGCUUCUUGUCAUUCUUAGGAAAAAAAGACAAUAAAUUUAAAUUGGCACAUAGCACAUCCGAUAUUGAUCUUCGAUCAAAAUCACAGGAUUCAGAAAUUACGAGGUCAACUACAACGGCGGCCAAUAGACCAAAAACAAUGUACGUCGAUUCAGGAGAGCUGGACCAUUUUGGGCUACGUAAAACGACAGGGGAUUUGCACAAAUACUCAGAACAUAGGAAAAGCUCUGGCUCAGGUUUGAUGCCCCUGAAUGAAAAUGUGGCGCUAUCUGCAAGUUCAGACAAUUUGACUUCAAGCCAAAAAAACAAUAAAGGCGAUCAGCAAAAAAAGAGCGGGAAAAAGCGUGCUGCACCCCCUCCGCCAAAAGCCAACGGAAAAAAUGCGUCAGAAUCACAAACAGUGCAAGUUGAGAUUAACGUUCAGCCAAAAUCUACCAAACAGACUCAAAUAGAAGAAGUUAGGCUGGAGAAUAAUAAUCGUGUUCAGUUAAAUAAGAACAUUCAUUCGCGGAAUAGUUCAGACUCUAGCGGUUAUCACGAAUACCACGAAAUGACGCUGAGCGGCACGGAAUCGCCCGAAGCGAACAAGUCGGACAAUUUGCAAACCACGCUGGAUACUACCUCAAUAGACAGUGGGGAGCAUUUUAACGGGGACAGCGGUAUACCGGACAUGUCGCCUAUGAGACAUCGCGCUGUGAAUCGCAACGAUGGUGCUUAUUCGCGGGACUCCAGUCUUGAUAUUGAUAAACCCGUUGCUCCAGGACGGAAGAAAAAACGUGCUCCUUUGCCCCCUCCUGGAAUGUCAGUGGCACCCAUAGACAGUAGUAGCACUAACACUCCUGAUAGCCCGCCUCCAUCUCGUGGGAGACACACAGACGAAGAGUUCGCUGCCCUUCAGGCGAUGGAGGAAGUCACUAUGCGCUUCAACCUCGAGGACUCCGACGACGACGAUGCCAACAGGGGUCAGGAUCUCUACAUGGUAGAAAACUCUUCAAUACACAGUGAGGAUAUCGACCUCGAUCCAGAGGUUGCGCAUCGUCAACGACCUGCAACCUUUGUGGCACCCCCACCACCCACGGAACCGCCUCCUGACGAUUCGGUGGCCGUGACAUUGGGUUUGGUGGAUACGGUCGAUAUUGGUGUCGGAGAUGGAACAACGAAUAGCCCCCGAGACAGUUCCAAAGAUUUCCCAUCUUCAACAGAGUCUAGUCGUCGCGGUAGCGUCUCCAGCAAUUCCUCUGUGAACACAAUAGAGGAUAUAAGUGAAGCCUUUAAGCUCACAAUCGCCAUGGGCGAGGAAUCGUUGGGUGAUUUUGAGUCCGAUCACUCAGACGAUAGUGUCCAAGAUGAACUGAAGAAAGCCAUGCCAGAGUUCAAGAAGCAUAUUGCCAGUCUGGUGCUUCAAGGUUCCGAUGGAGAGGAAUCGACCAAUGGGACGCCUCUCUCCAAGGACCCAAGCAGUUCCUCCCCCUCCUCCCAACACAAACUCUUGCACUCUGACCGAGACAUCAGCGCCCAGGGUGACCGGGAUUCUUCGGAGAUUACGUACGAAUUCACAGUCGCCUCCGUUCCGUCGGGAUUCCAAAACUUGUCGCAACGGGAUUCCGAAGAGGAGAGUUUCGAAACGGAAGAGAUCGUUGAAUAUUAUCCGGCUCAACAGAAUGUUUUGCAGCAUGCCCUGCUAGAAACUGGUAGUCCAAGGGUUAUACCCGAUCUUGAGUCCCCUAAAGAGCAUGCAAAAGCAAUCUGUGUCCAUCCGCAUGAUGUGUUCCAAGAUAUUGAUGUCGAAGGAACUGAUGAUGUGAAAGAUGAUGAUAAAGACCUUAAUGAGAAGGUAAAGGUAAAAGAAGUUGAGGUAACUCGGGUUGUUGAUACUGAAGUUUUGAAUGAUACUAAAACUGUAGAUAUUCCUGAACAAACUAAGGAGAAGCCUGUUGUUGUUAAGGUGAAGAAGCCAGAGGAAAAAGAAGAAUUUGUUAUCACAUUUGAUGAGUUGUCAACUCUGGACUUCAGUGCCAGUAAUCCUAACGAUCAAAAGAAGCCUCGCAGAGAGUUUAGUGACACUCCUAAGGUGAACUAUAGAAUUGAAUUUCGCAAUUCUCGUGAUUUCGACGAAGAGGUUAUUCAAGCUUCAAAUACUUCCAUAGUAAAUCAUGCUCCAGUAUUUGACGAAACUAGCGGCAAGCAGACUGUUGAUAUUAACAUAGCAAACCAGUGUUCAAAUAUAAGUUUUCAGCCAAAUUCAGAAGGAGAGGCCGAGAAUUUGUUAGAAGAGAAAUCUAUAUCUUUUAUAGCGCUUCCUGCUGAAAGGACUGCAGUGAAGGAAGAAAAAGUUGAAACUAAUGACGAAGUGGAGGUUAAUCUAGAGAAAGAAACUUUUGCUUCCAAAACGGUAAUUCAGUUGAGCCAGUCCAGUCCACCAGUAAUCUCACAUACUGGUAGCAGAGAAUCGCUGCAGACUAGUAGCCGAGAAUCGUCAAAGACUAGUAGCAGAAAUUCGACGCAAACUAAUAGCAGAGAAUCAACUCCAAGACGAUCAGACGAUGAUGCAGAGUCCGCCAAUCUAAUGCAGACACAAUACCAGCAGAUGCAACAGCAGAUGGCAAUGUGGCAGAACCAGCUGCUGCAGAACCAGCAGCUUUUAGCCAGUUCCUUGUCACCUGACCCUCCAUCGCCCAAUCAGACGCCUGGGAUUCAGGACCAGUCCAGUCUGCAGCUUCAGCAGUUGCAGUUGCAGAUCCAAAUGCAGCAGCAAAUGCUGUUGCAACUGCAGCAGAGCAUCGCAACGAUUUCCUUCAACAAAAACGCGGUAGUAGGUCCCUCCCAACAACAAACCUUGCUGCAAACACCUGCUGCUGGCUUUUCGACCCCACCCAAUACCGGAAGCAGCGGUGGCAAUAGCCAAAUGUCCUCCCCAAACUUUUUAAGUGGCCAUGAAUUUCAGACAUCAACACCUAUCCCUGAUAUGCCCAGCCAGCGCGGCCAGAGAGACGGUUCCCUGUCCCAGGUUCCAGUGGCCCCUACCCUUCCACCGGCUCCUGGCCUUGAGGCCAAGUCAAAGGAAGUCAAAGCAGACGCAAAAUACACGAAACCGAAACAGAAGCGUUUUGAGCGACAGCUUGAUCCAAGGGAACAGCUGAUGCUUGAUAUUCGAAAUUUCGGAAAGAAGGGAUUGAACAAGUCUCGCAUUCGAAGGUUCCAGUCAAGGCCACUCACUGGCAUAAAUGAUGAAAUUCCGAUUUAUGUGUGAUACCACAAAACAUUGGCAUACGUGUAACACUUGCGGAGAAUGUGCAUAUAUAUGUCAUGCAAUCUGUGUAUAGGUUAUGGAAAAAUUGGCAUAUACGUGUAAUGCAAAUGAGGUAUUUGCAGAAUGUGUAACAUAUUGUGAGAAUUUGCAUAUGUGUAAUAGAAUGUGAAAAUAUGCAUAUGUACAAUGCAGAAUAUGUUAAGCAGAUGAAAAUAUGGCAUAUGCGUGUAAUGGAUGCAGUUUUCUGUCAGAUGUGAUCAUGAUGGCGGUGACAUGUGUAAUUCAGAGAGGUCAGAUGUGCAUCACGAGUAGAUGGAAGCAAUGUACAGAUGAAAACUUAACUACUGGCCAGUCGACGAUCACAUAAAAGCCCAACGCAAGGGUUCUUAUAAAGAUGAAUGUUUUCUGUAAAGGAAACCUUUCGGAAAAAAAUGCAAUUAACCUGUGUACGUUUAGGCUAAGUUACUAUAUGCAAGGGAAAAAUAUAAUCCAUAAAUUGCUUGUACAAGAAUGUGCAUAUAUUAGUCAAAUGUGUAUCUAGAAUUAUGUUAUAAUUACUUGCAUUCCUUUUCUUCCAUAUAAAUGUUUAGUAAAGUUAUAUGUGUGAUCAAAACAGAAAGUUCAGUUCGAAGCGUCAAGAUGUUUGUAAAUAUGUUUUAUCUGAUGCAUAUCAUGAUUCCUGGUUAUAUGUUUGUUUUCUUCCAAUAGAGACUGUAAUGUAUAUUAUAAAAAUAUAUUUAGCAAUUGUAAAAUAUUUUAAAGGGGUGCAAUAUUACAUUAAUGAUAAGAAAAUUAUUGUACAGUUAUUAUAUGGACAAAACUUUAUUAUGAUCACCUUAUGCCAAGAUUUCUAUUUGUCAGUUACUGAUUUUUAAAGGAAAUUUUUUUGUUCAUGCUUGUUAUUUCUCCUUAUUCAUAAGCAAAUAUCCUAAGAGCUCUUAAUUAAAUGGUAAUUCAGUUUCGUCUUAAUAAUACUUUAUAUUUUUAACCAGGUUUUCUGAAGGAAAAAACUGGUUAUUAGAUUGGCGAAUGCGGGCGGGCUGGCUGGCUGGCUGGCUGGCGGGCUGGCUGGCUGGCUGGCGGGCUGGCGGAAUAAGCUUGUCCGGGCCAUAACUAUGUCGUUCAUUGUCAGAUUUUAAAAUCAUUUGGCACAUUUGUUCACCAUCAUUGGACGGUGUGUCGCGCGAAAUAAUUACGUCGAUAUCUCCAAGGUCAAGGUCACACUUUGAGUUCAAAGGUCAAAAAUGGCCAUAAAUGAGCUUGUCCGAGCCAUAACUAUGUCGUUCAUCGUCAGAUUUUAAAAUCAUUUGGCACAUUUGUUCACCAUCAUUGGACGGUGUGUCGCGCGAAAUAAUUACGUCGAUAUCUCCAAGGUCAAGGUCACACUUUGAGUUCAAAGGUCAAAAAUGGCCAUAAAUGAGCUUGUCCUGGCCAUAACUAUGUCAUUCAUUGUGAGAUUUUAAAAUCAUUUGGCACAUUUGUUCACCAUCAUGGGACGGUGUGUCCCACGAAAGAAUCACGUCAAUAUCUCCAAUGUCAAGGUCGCCACGACUAAAAAUAGAUUUUAAAAAAAAAACACUUACAAAGGGGGUUAAUUUUUUUUGGUCAUUUCAAAAGUUCAGUUUGAGUUUUCUCCCUUUAUCAGAUUUUUUUUUCACAAUGAAAACCUGGUUUUGUGACAAUUUUGUCCCUUGUUCUUUUAAUAAAUUUGCAAAAGUAUUGAAUGGCAAGAAGCAAAACCUACUGAUUUCCCAUGAGACAUAAAUUUUUAAAAUCUGAUAUGUAGCUUAAUAUUAUUUCCAGCUUUGAACUACACAUAUUAAAGCACUGAUAUAAAUGCAAGAUCCUAUACACCAUCUAUGUUUUAUCGAUUUCCUUUUAAUAAUAGCUAUUUGUGAAAGUAUAAUACGUAUACUUAUGAUAGUGUGGAUUCAUUUAUUUUUAUUAACUUGAAAUUUCAUUGAUUGAUAAACUCUGGCAUUUUUGUUUGAUCGUCAAUUCGUUAAUUUUUUAUCAGUUCUGGUAUAAGUCUUCAACGUUUGUUCGUUCGUUGGACAUUUUAUGUCUUGGUUGAGAGGUCCUUUCAAAAUUCAAGAAAAAUUAUUUUCCGAAGAAUAAUAUCAAGUUUACGGUAAUAAAUAAGGGUAGAGUUUUUAACUAGCUUGAUAUCUUUUCAAGCCUUUUUUUAUCAGACACAAAAUUUGCUUAAAUUAUUAAAUGUUAUGAUAAUGUACUUUGUAUACAUCAUUAUUAUAUUUUUCUUAAGUAUUUGAUAUGUUUCUAAUCAUAGGCUGUUAAUUUUUGUAGGCAUUUAGACCUUUCAAAACAAUAAUGUUAUAUAUAUUUUCACAUGUUUUAUGUAAUAAUGGUCAUACACAAUAUAAUGCCCAUGUAAGACAUAUAUUCGGUUACAUUACUUUUUAAGACAGUGUAAGAAAUUGGUCUUCCACUUAUCGUCUUGUGUUUUUGUUUCAAGCAUACUUUCGCUAUCACAUGUGUCCACAAAAUUGAGGCACAUUGUAAAAAUUUUGCAUAUUAGAAAUUACAUUUGUGUUUACAUCUUUCAUCCAAGAGUAUCAUUAACUUAAAUCAACUCAAACUUAAUUUUUAAACAGAAAAAAUGAAAUUAGCUAUGUAUUACUGCCAUAAACAAAAUCAGAUGGAGCAAUAAGAUACGGUAUUCUUUAAGUAUAAGUUAAUUAUAAAAAACAAUGUUUGUCCAGUACUUAGAAUUGUUAAUCAUUUAAAUAUUCAGACACAUGUUUGACUGUAUGCUGGAUCCUAUAUUAAUCAGUGUUUCAAGUUGAUGUCCAUUGUGUGUAGAUACUGUACGUUCAAUUGCAUCAUGUUGAUUUUAAUCAAUGUAUUGGGGUAUAUUUGCUGUCAGCAGUAAUGCUGUCAGACUCAAACUGCAUGAAUUCAAUGAAUUCACUAAAAGUACAAGAAGUUUUACAAUUAAAUAAAUGGAAUUUUCUUGAACCAGUGUAGAAUCGACAUGAAACAAGUUUGUUUUAUUGUUUCUUAUCUGCCUAAAAUAAUAUUUUAGUCUGUUUCUUAUGUGAUAUUUAAAAACUGUGAUUUAAAACUUAAUCACUUGCACAACAGUACUGUAAUCAAAAUUUAUCUUGCAGUCUCAUUUGAAACAUAAUUGAUGUUGCUAAAGUUUACAGGUAUUGUUUCUUUGCAUUUACGGUAAUAUUUACCGUAUCUUAUAUGAUGUUAACAUAAACUUUACCAGGGCUUUUUUUCCUGUUUUUGUGAAGCAGCCUUGGCCCCCUUAUUUUGUGGAAAAAAAAACUCAUUUUGUGAAAAAAUGAGUUGCUAACUGUUCAAAGUUGUGAAAAAAUGAGUCGCCAACUUUCUAAAAUUGUGAAAAUUUAAGUAGCGAAUUUCGCAAAUCGUGAAAAUGGCCAUUCUCACAGAAGGAAAAAAAGCCCUGUUUACUAACUUGUUUCAUUUUCAUGCUAAAAACUAUGGACUGUAACAGGCUCAAUUAUAAGGGAGCGAUUCACAGCGACUUCUUUUCAAAUUGUUUUUAAUUUCCAUAACAUUUGAACCCUUUGAGCGCUGGAACCGGAUUUUAAAGGCCUUUGCAAACAGUUUGGAUCCAGAUGAGACGCCACAGAACGUGGCGUCUCAUCAGGAUCCAAACUGUUUGCUAUUCUGAUAGUAUUCUUUGAAAAAAAUCGAAGAAAAUGCUAAUUUUAGAAAUUCAGCAGACGACAUAUUAGCAGAAGACAAAUUACCCAGCAUGCAAAGGGUUAAAGCUAUCUCAUAAAAUCAAAUCCUUGAUUCAUCAAUUAAUUAUGCAUGGAACCUGCAUAAAGAAGAUAUCACUGCUAGUAACAAAACUGUCCAUUUGACGCAAGAGAUUCCAUUUCCAUAAUUCAGGGACUCUGUUUGUUUUUAGAAAUAUGCUUUUAGUAUUCCAAAGAGCUAAUUGAAAACAAUAUACAAAACAUGUAUAAUAUGAUAUGAUAUUUCAGUUUCAUUCUCAUCAAAAUCUUCACAAUAAUUGUGUAAAAAUAGGAGAGCAUUUCCUUGUUCACAUAGACAUCUUCUAUUUUAUUUCAGACAUGCCCACAUUUUCCAAAUUAAACCACAGCGUAUUUCAAAGACUCAUAAAAUUUAUUUGUUUCGUUUUGGUUGCUGUCCGUUGCUACAUAUGUUUAUCAGAUAAUUGAACUUACUCAUUGUUUUUAACUCUGUUAUUAGUAAGUUGUCAUAUUAUUUUUCCAUGCAAUAUUUAUAUAUAAUUAUAUAUAAAACUUAUAUAUUUUUGUACAGGUUGAGACUUAUUCAGUUAUCUCGUGUAAAAGAUUUAUUUACAACGAA